Molecule: messenger RNA, 288 nt
Organism: Symbiodinium necroappetens
Lineage: Eukaryota; Dinophyceae; Suessiales; Symbiodiniaceae
Source: the annotation of a GenBank genome assembly
GAGGAGCCUGAUGAAUUCGCCUUUAGCGCGGCCACCUUGGCAGUUCUUGCUGCCUCCAUGGAUGCUGUCCAGCGCUCAAAGGCGCUUGCCCUGUACAGAGAGGCUUGCGAGAGGGGAGCCGCAUGCCACCUGCACAGCUUCGAGGCUGGGGUAAUCGACCUGCAUGGCCUGCUUGCGGAGCAAGCGAAACUCGCUGCCAGCUCCCGAGUGCAAGACAGGUCGUUGGUGUGGGGCACCAUAGCGCCGGUGGCCAGCCAGUCGUUGGACCUGCUGUGCUCAAGUUCUUGA